Molecule: messenger RNA, 2289 nt
Organism: Fusarium musae
Lineage: Eukaryota; Fungi; Ascomycota; Sordariomycetes; Hypocreales; Nectriaceae
Exons: 2
Coding region: 1-2289 (762 amino acids)
Biological process (GO): rRNA processing
Cellular component (GO): nucleus
Source: RefSeq, a predicted model, not a curated record
AUGGCUGCCUCACUACCACCCGAUCUGCGGGUUCUAUGCCGCAAACUCACCUCAAUUCCCCCAACUCAGCUCCCUCAUGCGCUGCCAUCUCUCAUCAACCACAUCCUACACUGCAAAGAACCAUUGUCAGCGCCUUCGGACCGUAAGGUCAAGGAUAGCUCCUCGGAAGGCGCUCAGCUUGUCCAUAAGCUCAAGGCCAGCAUUACUACUCAUCUCAAUGGUCGAAGCCGUGAGGCUAGGUUUGCUGCAGUUGCUCUAAUCAAGACUGUGGUUGACGUUGGUGGAUGGGAAAUCCUACGAGGUUGUCAACCAUGGGUCACUGGACUCCUGUCUGUAGUUGAGAAAAGUGACCCCGUUGCUUCAAAGGAGUUGGCCAUUGUGACUCUCACACGCAUUUACAUCUCAGUCCAGCCAUAUCAGACCCUUGUCCGAGAGAUUGCCACACCAACAAUCCCAACAUUUGUUACAGCUUGCAUAAAGCUCAUCAGCUUGCCCAAGAACGGCGAGAAGCUCCAAACACCACUGUCUGUCAUUGAGACUAUUUGCGACGCCUUAUCGGCCUUGAUUCCUCUUUACCCAACAACCAUUCGGCCUUCAAACUCCAAGCUCAGAACAGCAGUCAAGCCUUAUCUUGUUCCUACACAAUCAGAUGAGAAUGUCAUUCCACAAAGUCUUCAGCGAGCUUCGCGAAAACUCGUUAUCUCGCUUCACCAAGUUGCUGCCAAGUCAGGAGGUAGUGAUGAGUGGGCCAGGCUGAUUGACACUCUCCUGAAGGAGCUACACUCUACGGCGGACCAAGUGCUCAGAGCCGUCGAGGAAUCAUGGGAGGGAACAAGCGGCUUCACUCGAUCGCAAGUUGAACUCGAUAAUGAGCCGAAUGGCGGUGGCUCAUCUGCGGAAGAGCUCCCAGCAUGGGCAGGAAUCAACGCUGGAGCUGAUCGUUUAAUUGGCCUAUUCCAGUAUCUGUCUGAUUGUCUGCGAUAUCCUACCAAGGCUCCCGUCACGAUACCUACAAGCGCCCUUGUCGACGCCGCAUCUAGGUUACUUCUCAUAGCCAGACUCUCGCCCAAGUCCCAAACUUGGGAUCAAGCGCUUCAGACCAACGCUGCGAUUGCCAGGGAAGAGAAGGAUGAGCUUUGGGCUGCGCUACCAGAUAUUCACAUCGCUGCUCUGCACCUCAUUGAAGCCUUGUUCCAGCGUCUGGGUCAGAACGCUGUGUCUAUUGCCCCAGAGGUCCUUGACCACCUUGUCCGAGUAUUCAAAUCAGGAAUCAACCUUCCCAUAGUCCGAACGACUGGAUACACUGUCCUCAAAGAGAUCUUGCUUAUCUCUGGCCCAACACUAUCCAAGCCUUCAGUUGGUAGCUUGGAUCCUGUGUUUGGCGCUUGUUGUCGUGACUUGCAACAAGAUGCGGGCCACCUUAAAGAGGCUGAGAAGCCAGCGGCAACUGGCACCGAUAGUAAGAAGAACAGCAUCGCUGCCAACGCUGAUCUUUUCCUUCAGCCCCAAGCCGCUGCCGUUGUCUCAAACCCGUCCCUAGAGCCCAAGCACAGGGCCGCUGCUGCCAACCUCUUGCCCGUUAUUUUGUCAAAAGUACCACAGCGACAUCUCAAGGCCUCUUUGCGUGGUCUCGUUGACCAGACAGCUAUCUUGACAAAUAGCCGUGACGCUAUGCUGGCAAGUGUUCUCAACCCAUACAAGGACCAACGUGGGCGAGUGUAUCCUAGCAUUCUUCCCCAUCUUACUCAACAAUUCCCCGAUGAUAAAGAUCUUGAGAUUCUGCGUACCAACAUUCGUGCGGUUGCUCAGAGUCUCGCUGAGGGUGAAGAGUCAUUAGAGUCUCUCCCUAUCGAAGAGGAGGGAGAGGAAGAGGAGCAAGAUGAGGAGAUGAAGGAUGGUGGUGUCGAGGAGCAAGAUGCAGUGCCUGAAAAGAAGGGUGACUUGUUCAAGCCAGGAGCACUGCCCACAAUUUCACAUGCGGAGAAGAAUCUCCCCAUUCAGAGCAAUCCAUUUGCUCCUAUUGAGAAAGCUGCUCCCUCAACUGAGAAUGCCUUCGCACGGGCAUCCUCACCACCAAAGCGAAAGCACGAAGGUUCAGAUUCUGCACCUCCGAAGAGACAGGUUCUGGAAAAGUCGUCUUCUCCUGAUCGUGUUCUCCCGGCGCCCAUACCAAAGGCCCCAGUUGUGGCCAAGGAACCCGAAGAGGAUGACGAUGACGAUGACGACGAUGAUGAGAGCGUUCAUCUCAAUAUGGAACUGGACGAUGAUGAAGACGAAGAUGAGGACUAG